Messenger RNA from Oncorhynchus kisutch (coho salmon), 4573 nucleotides. Its product is annotated as protein Niban 2. The transcript is spliced from 14 exons. Bases 332 to 2923 code for a protein of 863 amino acids. The record is from RefSeq and is a predicted model, not a curated record. NCBI's taxonomy places the organism in Eukaryota, Metazoa, Chordata, Actinopteri, Salmoniformes, Salmonidae.
GAGUGAUGAUUUUGAGAGGGUGUGUCUUGUCAGAAUGAACUAACUUAGCCCACUUUCUAACUUUUCAUUUGAUUUUACUCACGAUCCAGAAAAGGUACAACAGGACACGCUCUUCCACCACUUUUUGUCGACACAGAUUUUCUGGCGGAUAAGCGAUCAACUUGCUUUUGAAACAUUGUAUGUGGCGUAGUUUCGGGGAAAGGCGAAGUCAUACGCGGAAGGCUAGUGUAUUUUUUCCUCUCCUAGGUUGAGAUACUGUCCUUGACAUUGGCCAACGCGCCUUUUUGCCCCUUCUCUUGGGGUUUGUUGGUUAACCAGCGGGGCUGUAACGAUGGGGGAUGUCAUUUCCACUCACCUGGACGAAGGCAAGCGAGAGAUGAUUACCGCUCGUACCAGGCAGGUGACGGGGGAGUUUGGCCAUGUGUACGAGCAGCAGUAUGCAGUGGCCCUCUUCAACAGUGUCCGCUUUGAGAUCGAGGGGGGAGGAGCGCCCCAGUCACAACUCCUGCACCGCAAGAACCCUCUGGAGGACCGCUCCAUCUUCUCUGGGGGUCUGUUCCAGUACCUGGAGGAAAACAAGAGAUGGAGGAACCGCUUUGUCUUCGUGGCCGACACCUACAACAUCAGCUUCUAUGAAAACAAAAUGGCUCACGAGAGGAGCUUGCGCCCUAAAGGAACCAUCAACUGUGCUGGAUACAAAGCUCUAACUUCCAUGGAGGAGUAUCUUGAACUGAUCAGCACCAGCCUGCCAGGUAUAAAGGCCAAGGUGGGCAGUGGUCAGUUUGUGAAGUGUGCCACCCAAUUCCCCCUGAUCCUGUGGCACCCGUACGCCCGCCACCACUACUUCUGUGUGCUGACAGAGAAGGAGCAGAAGAAGUGGCACGCUGUGCUUCAGGACUGUGUCAGACACAGCAACAAUGGUCUGUCAGAGGAGUGCAGGGUGCAGACCCCGGCCUUCACAGAUGCGAUGCGACUCCACAGGCAGGCUCAGGGACACUACGGCACCUGGGACAUGAUGUGUGGAGGGCCACCACAGAUCCUAGCCAACCUAGUGAUGGAGACCCUCCAUCCAGAGUUGAGGAAUCUGAUUGGUCCUCGUCUAAAGGGGAAGAUUCAACAGCGACAGAGGAACUGGAUGCUGAUCUCUGAGGCGGUGUAUAAGCAGGUGUUGUCUCAGACCCAGGCUCAGUAUGAGGCUUUAGUCCAGGCCUGUGAGGUUCAGACAUCCCGUCUAGACACAGUGUUACGCACAGAUAUGGACCAGAUAAUCACCUCCAAGGAACACGUCAGCGGCAAGAUCCGCGCUCUGGUGUUGCCCAGGGCAGGGCAGCUCCUGCGGGGCAGCGUCCAGCCCUUCCUCAGCUCCAUCCUGGAGGCCCUGAUGGAGCCCACCAGCCGAGGCUUUUCCGAGGUCCGAGACGUCUUCUUCAGAGAGCUGGUGGAGGUCAGCAAGAACACGCUCAACGGAGGGGGCAAGGACAAACUGGCGGAGCACAUGGAGAAGAUCUCUAUGCUGGCGUUCCACCCGGUGAAGAUGCAGAGCUGCUAUGAGAAGGUGGAGCAGCUGAAUCUGGAGGGACUGCAGCAGAGGUUUGAUGUGUCAAGCCCCUCCGUGUUCAUCCAAAGGGCUCAAAUCCUCAUGAGAGAGCAAAUGGAUAAUGCUGUGUACACGUUUGAGCAUCUGCUCCACCAGAGUCUGGAGGGAAAGGUCCAGGGAGGAGAGGACCUGUGUAAGACCAUCCACUGCUGUCAAGACAGAGUUCUUAAGAAAUAUGACUAUGACAGUAGCACGGUGCGUAAGAAGUUCUUCAAAGAGGCCCUGCUACAGAUCAUCAUCCCCUACAUGCUGAAGCAGCUCUCUCCCUCCUUCCAUCUGGACCUCCCUCGCUUCCAGGAGUUGAUCUUUGAGGACUUCUCCCAGUUCAUCCUGGUGGAGAACGUGUUUGAGGAGGUGGUGCUGCAGUCUGUCACCAAGGACAUCAUGAUGGCUGUGAAAGACGCGGCAGUCCAGAAGAAACACAACCUGUAUAGAGACAGCAUGAUCCUAACCAACAGCGACCCCAACCUCCACCUGCUGGGGGAGAACCCCUCGGUGGACUGGGCCACACAGUUCAGGGGUGGGAAUGAGGAGCCUGAGGGGGCCCUGGGAGGAGGCGGCCAGUCCAGCAGGAGGCGUAGGCAAGUGGUCUCCAUGAUCCAGCUGGAUGAGAUGGGUCCACUGCCCUACGAGUCAUGCCUGGAGGUGCCGGGGGUGGACUUCAUCCCCGAGGAGGGAGAGAUUGAGGAGGUAGAGGUUAAAGCUCAGGAGCCCAAGGAGCAAAAGACCCCCACGGAACCUGAUUCUCCAGACAGCGUGCAGGAGAUCUGUUACCACAGCAAACCAGUGGUGGAGAUGAUGGUCUCGGCUUCAGAGGAGGACUUCGCUGUUCUCACCAAUGGGACAGGGACGCUGAAGGAUGGGAAGGAGGAGGAGGUGACACUCAUCACCACCGUGGUGGAGGAGAUGCACAGGAAGUCACCACAGGAAGUGAACGAGCAGCUGGUAGAAACAGGAAGUCCAUACCAGGAAGCUGAGGGGGGGCUUCAGGAAAAGGGGGAGCCAGCUAUUGAAGGCAAAGGGGAGGAAGACGAGGCGGCCAUCAAGAACGCCAUACAGGAAAUAGAGAUAGCGGUACAGGAAGAGGAUGGAGAGAGGAUAACUGAGUGUGUCGUAGACUCUGACGCAGAGCUGGCCCCGCCAUUGGUCGACUCCAGCCCCUCGGGGCAUGAUGACGGAGGCUUCCAGCCGCCUACCAAUGAGGCCUUGAAUGAGGGCAAAGCUCAGCCAAUCCUGGAUGCUCUGAAAACAGAGGACACUGUAGUCGACCCAGGAGAGGUGGUGGUGGUUUUAGAGCCGGGAGACACUGCACUUCACAACGAGUGAGACCGGGGAGGACUUCACUGGGAAAACAGCAGAAGGCGAGACAGAAAUUGUAUAUAAGAUUUUGAAUGGGAGGACAAGGGAGCAAAAAACCUUUCAUUUUAGUCGGUGUUAACUGAUCAUUCCUGACCCCUCAGCAUUGUUUUUCUGAUUUAUAUUCCAUACAGUCACAUCUACAACAGUGGCCUAUUUAACUGCGACUUCCAACCUCUCAUCUGGAGUCAUGUUUGUUCAAGUUUAAUUUCUCUUAAUUGUACAUUUUAUUUUACUCUAUUCCUCAAGCUUUUGUGUGUGACACUGAACCCCAGGUAUCUGCUGCAUUAUCCUUAGAUUGUGUGGUCACUAAGGAAUUUAAAUAAUUUAAGUCAGAAUUGGAUAAGGGAUGUGGGGAGAAUUGUGGAUGCAGAAGAUACACAUUACACUACAGAGGCCUAUCUGCAAGGGCCCUAAGGAUAUGUUCAGAGAUGCAUGACAGAUAGUUAUAACUAUGGUUCUAGGGCAGUCACACACCCACUGGUCAUUACAUGUCCUUUUAUUCAGCAGUAGGGGGCACUGUAGGCAGGCGGUUGACGCACAGUCUGGCAUGUCAUCCUACUGAAAUGGACAUUGUUGUGUAUAACAUAUCAUUAUAGAGAUGUAGCUGUCAUUGUAUUCAGGGUCUGGGAGCACUGCUUUUUAACAUGUUUUUACAUUGACUUAACGUGUAUAAAACCAGGCAGACAUUUUGUCUUGAAUAAGUGUAUGUUGGGCCUCCUUUUCAACCAUUAUUUUAUUAUUUUCACAAGUGGCCUUAUUGUUUCAACACUAUAUUUUUACAGUGCAUGACUUCAGCAUGAAAUGGCACUUGCUUAUGAACUUAUUUUCUAUGUAUGUUAGUCCAACCCUUUAGUGUGAGGGGAGCUGCUCAAACGGUAGCAGUCACUACAGUCGUAUUAUAGAUGCUAGAGGUCCCAUGUCGGCUACAGUGCUACUGAAAUGCCACCGUCAUAAUUAUGAUGACAGUUGUUAAAGGGACUUUCUCUGCUGAUAAUUUUUAUUGACUGUGACGCAUCAGCAGAAUCUCAUUGAGAUAGAAUGCUCAGUCUGCGUGUGGGAGGUCUGGAUGACUGACAUCAGGCUAUGCACCUUGUCAUGAAGAGGCCUCUGUCAGUCGCUUCUGGCCAAACAAAGGGAAUCAUGGGAAAAUAACCAAGUCAUUUCUCCCCCACUCUUUUAAAUGAGGGAAAUCAAAUGUAUUAUUUCAUAAACUAUCAAUGCUAUGUUUAUGGAAACUGUAUAUUUGAGGCACAUUGUUCUUAAAUCAGACUUAAUCCGUUUGUAGCCUUGAGGAAAAUAUUUCCAUGUAACUCCAGGACUUAAAGGGUUAGUUCACUCAAAGUGCUUCGGUUUCCUUCUUCUUAUUUAUGACACAUACUGUGUGGUGAUCAAUGCACCAGCCUCUGCUAUAUUCUUAUUUUAUAUGUAAAGCUCCAUGCAAGACCUUUUUAUUGAUUGUGUUUAGCUAUAUGUAUGACUGGGUAUAGUUGUGUUGAUUUUAUGGUUAUCUCUACACUAAAAUGCAUUUUCAAAUCAAUUAGAUCAUAUUUGAUUUUCUGAAAAAUCUUAGUUGGUGGUAUUUAUUGAUAAUUAGAAUAAAAUGACACUAAAACAACA